Molecule: messenger RNA, 1256 nt
Organism: Pyrus x bretschneideri (Chinese white pear)
Lineage: Eukaryota; Viridiplantae; Streptophyta; Magnoliopsida; Rosales; Rosaceae
Product: glucan endo-1,3-beta-glucosidase-like
Exons: 2
Coding region: 60-1136 (358 amino acids)
Biological process (GO): carbohydrate metabolic process
Cellular component (GO): plasma membrane
Molecular function (GO): hydrolase activity, hydrolyzing O-glycosyl compounds
Source: RefSeq, a predicted model, not a curated record
UGGUUUGGGGAAAAAAACUCCACAUUACCAAGGCAGCCGCCUAUAUAUAUAAUCAAAAUAUGUUAGUUAAGUUAUAUAUUUCUCCAAUAGCUUCAUGCAUUUUUCCCAACAUGUAUAAAACUGGAAGAGCUCUCAUGGCUUCCAUAUUGCUACUACUUGUAGUCUUGAUGCCAGCCCUGCAAAUAACAGGUGCACAAUCUGUUGGUGUUUGUUAUGGACGAAACGGCAACAAUUUACCAGCUGAAGGAGAAGUGGUCGACUUGUACAAAAGCAAUGGCAUUGGACGGAUGAGGAUCUAUGAACCAAAUGAAGCAACCUUGCAAGCCCUUAGGGGUUCCAACAUAGAACUCACAGUCACCAUCCUCAACAGCGAGCUUCCAGCCCUCAAUGAUGCAGCUGCUGCAACUGCCUGGGUCCAGAAGAACGUACAACCCUAUUCAGCUGAUGUUCGAUUCAAAUACAUCGCUGUUGGAAACGAAAUACACCGCGAUUCUGCAGAGGUUCGGUCUCUCCUGCCUGCCAUCCAAAACAUCCACAGUGCAAUUGUAGCAGCCAAUCUGCAAGGCCAAAUCAAAGUCUCUACAGCAAUUGACACAACUCUUGUGGUCAAUCCCUUCCCUCCCUCCGAUGGAGUAUAUGACGCUGCAAAUCAAUUCAUACAACCAGUCAUCGACUUCCUCGUCAGCAGUGGGGCCCCACUCCUUGUGAAUGUGUACCCUUACAUCAGCUACACUGAAAACCCUAGCAUAGACCUUGCCUAUGCCUUAUUCACUUCGCAAGGGGUUGUAGUGCCGGAUGGGACUCGAUACCCUAGCCUCUUUGACGCUCUUCUGGACGCUCAGUACGCAGCUCUUGAAAAAGCUGGUGCACCAAGUAUGGAGAUAGUCGUAUCGGAGAGCGGUUGGCCUUCUGAAGGUGGUGAUCAAGCAACCCCUCAGAACGCAGCCACAUUCUACCAGAAUUUGAUCAACCAUGUGACGAGUACUACUGGGACUCCAAAGAGGCCUGGUAAAGCUAUAGAGACUUAUCUUUUUGCAAUGUUUGAUGAAAAUCUCAAGGACGGUAAACCAGUUGAGAAACACUUUGGAGUUUUCUCCCCUAACAAACAACCCAAGUACCAACUCACAUUUGGAUAGGAGUCACAGAAUCAUGUCUCUGAGUAUGUAAGUUUGAGUUGAAUAAGGGUGCCUUGUGCCCAGUUAUCUCACCCCAUAUAUAUGCGAUACAAUAAAAAGAAUACACAUGGUUAUCAUGAA